UCCCUGCGCGAACCGGCGGCUCCGGCGGCCGCUGCCCUGCCCUGCCCCGACCCGAGGCCGGCGCGGACAGCGCCCCGUCACAGGGCGGGGAGAGGCACGGCAGGAAGUCGGUUCUGGUUCCUGGGUUAAGGCGCCCAGGCAGGAGAGAGCGCCCUGUGUCGGGAGCGACCGCGGGCUCCGUGAGGCGCUCGCUUCCAGUUCCCAAGAUGAUGGCAGUGUAACUUAGAAAAUAUAGCAAUCGAAAAAUCUGUUUUGAGAGCAGAAAUAUAUAGAGAAGUACUUUCGGUUGGAUGGCACCUGUGUUCUCAUCUCUCAUGAAACUGUGAGAGGUCUGUUAACUUGACUAUCUUUCCAGUGAUGAAACAACAUUGGGAAUUAUGGACAAAAACAUUGGAGAGCAGCUUAACAAAGCUUAUGAAGCCUAUCGACAAGCAUGCAUGGAUAGGGACCAUGCCAUGAAAGAACUACAGCAAAAAACAGAAAACUACAUGCAGCAAAUACGUGAACAGCAGGAAAAGAUAGAGCUUCAAAACAGCAUUAUUGCAAAACUGAAAUCACAGUUGGCUGCUCUGAAUGCUAAUAGAGGCAAUGCACAUCCUUACAUUCUGGUGCAAGAAGACGUUGAAACAUCCAACUUACCUUUCAGGCAGCUCUCUGAAAAACUGAACAUAGCAAAACAAAGAGAAAAACUCCUAAAGGAACAGUUAGACAGUGAGAGCAUGAAAUUGAAGCAACUUGAGGACAAAAGCAAUCAAAAGGAAAGGAAGCUUUUAUCUAUUAUUUCCAAUCAAGAUGAUAAAAUAAGAAAUCUGGAAAGCAAAUUGCAAGAAUUAAAUGAAGCACAAAAGGGUAUACAGACGCCAACAUAUAAAAGGGAGGUGAAAAGUAAGAAAGUUGUUCCAGAUAAGCCUGAAUUAUCUCUAGGGAUCUCUGGUAUUUCACCUGAAAGAGAGAAUCUGGAGACUAUUUUCCAGGACAUGAAAGAAGAGUGUCGUCGAAUAUGUAUGCUAGCCAGAGAACAAACAGACCAACUGAGUAUAUUUAAGAUAAAGCCAGAACCUGAAACUGAAAUACAGUUUUCCAUGCCGAUACAGUGCACAGAUAAAACUGAUGAACAAGCAGAAGAGCUUUUUAAGCCUCGGGUUAUAAAGGAUAUAAAUAGAGGUGCAUCAUGCAUCACAUCUAUCACACCAAGAGGAGUGGGCCAAGAUGAGGACAACAACUCUGUAGAAUCACUUUCUAAAUUUAAUGUCAAGUUUCCACCUACAGACAAUGACUCUGCUUUCUUGCAGAGCACUCAGGAAAAACCAGCAAUUCCUUGUACUGCUAUAUCUGAAAACAUGCUUCAAGAUCAUCAUUUUAACCUGGAGCACAGAGACCGUGCUGUUAACCUCAGUAAAUUGGAACCUAACUCAUUUGAAGCUCAUGGCAUUGAUCUCAUGACCUCAGCUUUACAAAGUUUAACUACUGUUGACAAAACAAACCCCUCAGAUCAUGCAAAGAUGCCCAUAGAAGAUAUCUGUGACAAACCAUGUUUAAAAACAACAGACAGUGGUUUCACAUUUGUACCUAAGCACACAACCCAGGGUGUACCUGAAGUAAUUUUUUCUUUAGAAGCUGCUGGAACAACCGUCAGAGGUCCUCAUCAGCCCAUUUGGCAGCCUCAAGACAAUGAUUUGCUGGCACAAGCACAUGCAGACUCUGAACUAAAUCAGUGUGGAAUAUGUGAAUUCUGUCGAGAAGUUUUCCCACCAUCUCUAACAUCUAAGGAAGAUUUUCUUCGGCAUCUCAAUUCCCACUUUAAAGUACAGUCUUAAUGUAUGAGAAUUCAAUGGUUCACUGUUUUUGCAUACAUUUAUACUUUUUUUUUAUUCAAUAGAUAUGAUAAGAGUUUAAGAAUUAAGACUUCUUGUAACAAGAACUCAUGACUGAAAUUGUUUGUCAGAUAAGCACAUUUUUAGUUGUCUUUUGACAAGGCAAAAUGAAACUAAGUCGCUCAGUACUGUAAUUCACAUUACUGCUUAUUGUGCUUCACUAUUAAGUUUGAGAGUGAUGUCAAAUACUUUUUUUUCCCCAAUUCAUCUUUGCCUAAAUAGGCCUGAAGUUGUGACUAUAUUUAUGAAUGUAGACUUGCAGGAUUAUUGCCUUAAUCUGACCGGCAAAAAUUGGUAUAAUGGUAGGAUUUUUUUUGACAAUAUCCAGUGAUGUGAUUAUGUUCUCCCUGAAGUAAACAGGAAAAGAACUAGACCCUCAUUUUUCAUUUAUAUUAUAUCACUUCCAAAUAGUGAACCUCUUAAUUCAUAUCCUUGUAAAAUUAUCAAUUAAUAGCUGAAUCCAGGUGUGCCAGAAUUAGGAUAGGUUUGUUCACUAGUAACAUAAAUGAAUGGUUGACUUUCCCAGAUGAGUUUUUUACUAAAGCAAGUAAUCAAAAGUAACAUAUAAAUGACCCUUUUGUCAAAAUGGAACAGUAAUGAUUUUAUGAAUAUCUGUUACAUGUUAUAAAAAAAAAAUUGUCAUGUUCAUGUACCUUUAUAGCAUUAAUAAUUACUAAAAAUGCUUUCAGGGAACAGGUUAUAUUAAUAUGAAGGAUAGAAAAGGUUAAACUUUCCCAAAAAUUAAUAAUACCAAAGAUUAUUUUCCUUCCCUUCUGGUCUGCUAUGAUGGAUUGCCCAAGUCUGGUACAGACUAGAAAGGAAAGCAGAAAACCUAAUCGCCCAAAUCUCAGUGAUUUUUUUUUUAAGCUGAAUAUAGUGGCUUUCUCAAUACAAUUAAAAUUUGUGUUUGGUUGAAACAUUGAAGUCUGAUAAAGUUUGCACAUUUUCUGGAUUUACUGAUAUCAAAUCUAAAAAUAGGGGUGUUGCCAAGUAUUUUAAAUUAAUCAUAAAGGGUGCUUGCCUUUUGCAUUUGAACUGAAUAUAGAGUUUAGCCCUGAUAUUGAUAAUUAGCAUUAAUAUUUUCAUAGCUGCAAAGCACAACACCUUUUCUUUUUAAAGAUUUGUUUGCAGGUGACAAAUUUCUGGAAGAAUUAACACCUGCGUAAUUUUUAAAAUGGAUUUUUCUGCAAUUAUUUUCUCUAUUUUAAACAUGUCAUGGUUGUGACGGGCUGUCAACAGAGUGUACUGUAAUAAACAGCACUGUACAGUGCACGUCUGCUCCA
Molecule: messenger RNA, 3157 nt
Organism: Pyrgilauda ruficollis (rufous-necked snowfinch)
Lineage: Eukaryota; Metazoa; Chordata; Aves; Passeriformes; Passeridae
Gene: TANK
Product: TRAF family member associated NFKB activator
Exons: 10
Coding region: 378-1817 (479 amino acids)
Biological process (GO): canonical NF-kappaB signal transduction
Source: RefSeq, a predicted model, not a curated record